This is a messenger RNA of Paramecium octaurelia, 1020 nucleotides long. NCBI's taxonomy places the organism in Eukaryota, Ciliophora, Oligohymenophorea, Peniculida, Parameciidae. The record is from the annotation of a GenBank genome assembly.
AAUCAGGAUGUCUGAAUCUAUAUACAAAGUUCGCACUUAGAAAUAUUUGAAACCCAUCUUAGAGACCUAGAUAAUUGGUAUAUCUAGAGUAAUUCUGGGAUUGCCAAUCGAUCAUGUGUUUGAUAGAUUCAAGACUCUACUUCAAGCUGAGAGCACCCAAUCAUCGAUGAAAUAAUUGUUCAAAGAUACUUAUCGAAGGAACGGAGUUCUUAAAGGAGUAUUUGCUGGUUUCUCAUCCCAAAUCAGUAUUCAAUUGUUUAAACAAUACUACAGGUAAAUUUGAAAAAUGAACCCAAUAGAUGGCCAAUGAUGAUAUUGAUACCCAAAUACUACAAAGAACUUUUACCAAGUUCUUGGGUAGAGAAUCACCCAGCAUUACACAAAGGAUUGGCAGGUGCAACAAUUGCCUUGUUUGAGUCGUUUGUGACUUGUCCUUUAGAAAGAAUUAAGUGUUAAUUGAUGACUCAACAUUAAUCAAAAUCAAGUAUCUUUUAAUUAAUAUAUCAUUAGUACUUAAAUAGUUAUGGAGAAAUGAGAGGUCAUUGUCGCACUUUGUAAGAAAUUUGUACACCGGCAUGGAGGCUAUGGUUUUGAAGUAGGUAGUAUCCUGGACGAAUUACCUCUAUUGGGAUCACAAAAUUAGAUACUUCUUUAAGGAGAAUCCCAGUUAGGCACUCACUUUACCUUAAAUUGCGAUGUGCAGUUUAUUGACUGCAGUUCCAAACAUCCUUUUGGUUUAACCAUUUGAUGCUGUUAAGACUGCUUAUCAAAUGGAACAAAAUGGAAAUUACAAAUAACUAACCAUCCCACAAGCCUUUGUGAAGGUUUACAAAGACAAAGGUUUGAUUGGGUACUACGCUGGUUGGUAGCUAAGGUUGUCUUAAUUCAUAGUUCAAGCAGCCUUAAGUACUCCAGUAAUGGAUUAUUUGGAAAGAUUACAUGGUCUUCCAAAUGAACUCUGAAAUUCAUAGUUAAUACUAUCAACUGAAUAUUUUUGAUAAUAAUUAAAUAUUUAUAUAU